This is a messenger RNA of Grus americana (Whooping crane), 2172 nucleotides long. RefSeq names its product protein tyrosine phosphatase non-receptor type 7 (gene PTPN7). Gene Ontology annotation, biological process: protein dephosphorylation. Gene Ontology annotation, molecular function: protein tyrosine phosphatase activity. The record is from RefSeq and is a predicted model, not a curated record. The coding region runs from base 226 to 1290 and encodes 354 amino acids. Lineage: Eukaryota; Metazoa; Chordata; Aves; Gruiformes; Gruidae. The transcript is spliced from 8 exons.
CGGCAGAGGCAGCAGCUCCUUUGAUAAGCAGCUUCCUGAACACUUUCAAACCGUGGUGUUAGACCAACACACGCGGUGCCUGCGGGCCUGUGCCGGGACCGACGGAGCCCACGCCGCGGGGCAGCAGCCACUUCUCCUGUGAUGGCUCCUUGAUUCCUCUGGAGCUGAGGGUCCCCCACGUCUACUCCCUGUGCUUCAGGACAAGGGCUUUGUGGAUGCCGCAGCAUGGUACAAGCCUGCUUGGUGUGCUCCAGAUUUCAUAACGGCAGCCUGACAGCCCAGGCAGCUGAGGCAGACAUGGACAAGACAGACAAGCCCAGUCCCUCUGCCAAGAAGCAUGUGCGUCUUCAGGAGAGGAGGGGCUCCAACGUGUCACUGAUGCUGGACAUGAGUUCGUUGGGGAGCGUGGAGCCCAUCCAGCCCGUCUGUACGCCUCGGGACAUCACGCUGAAGUUCCUGAGGACGUCCAGCCACGUGCUGAGGAGAGAGGAGCUCCAGCAAAGCGCCCAGAGCCUGACACAGCUCCAGGAGGAGUUUUCGAAAAUCCCACCCAACUUCGUCAGUCCGGAGGAGCUGGAGAUCCCUGGACAUGCCUCCAAGGACAGAUACAAAACCAUCCUCCCCAAUCCUGAGAGCCGGGUCUGUCUCAGGAGGGCAGGGAACCAGGAGGAAGACAGCUACAUAAAUGCCAACUACAUCACGAAAUGUGUCCACUACUGGCCCGAGAAGGAGGGCACCUACGGCCCCUUCUGCAUCUGUGUGCAGGGGGUGAGCGAGUGCGUGGAGUACGUGGUCCGGGAUCUCUCCAUCCAGCUUGAAGGUGAAUGCCGCCAGGUCAAACACAUCCUCUUUCCUUCCUGGCCGGACCAGCAGACACCCGAGUCAGCCAAGCCCCUGCUGCACUUGGUGUCCAAGGUGGAAGAAACUCUGCAGGCUGCAGCCAGCCCAGGGCCCAUCGUUGUGCAUUGCAGCGCCGGCAUCGGCCGGACGGGCUGCUUUAUCGCUACCAGGAUCGGGUGCCAGGAGCUGAAGGACAAGGGGGAGGUGGAUAUCCUGGGAAUCGUGUGCCGUCUCCGCAUGGACAGGUGGGUGCUCAGAGCAGGCUGCUCCUUGGAGGGUCCUGCUGGCUCCCAAGCCUGGGAGAAGGGAUGUGGGAGGGAUGUGGGGACGAGUAUCGUGACAUGGGGACAAUUUUUCAUGGAAACCAGAAGGGUUGCUGAAAGAUGCAGAUGUGGUGACAGCAAACGAUUGCCCAGUGCCGGGAUGGUUUUGCUGUCAGGGCUAUUGUAGCUUUGGGGAACUGAGGACGUGAGGGAGAGGAGAGCAGCUGUGAACCUGGCAGCCGGUCUGCUCCUUUCAGCUCAGCCACUAAAUUCAUAAACACUCAAUUUUGCCAGUUUUCAGGGAGAAGUACCAGUAAAAAUGAGAGCCAGAUCAGUUGCUAAUGUGCAUUUUGAACAGCCCAGCAAUACUUCUGAGCCCAAAUACUAUCUGGGCAGCUCUGGUGCUUGUUUCAGAGGUACCUGGAUGUGGCGGGUGAAGUAGGACUAUUCGUGCUCUGGGACCAGGGAGCCGGGGACAGGGCUGUGGGCUUCAGCGAGGUGUCAGCAGGACCUGCCUUUCCCUUGCAGAGGCGGGAUGAUCCAGACGAGCGAGCAGUACCAGUUCCUCCAUCACACACUAGCGCUUUACGCUUCCCAGCUGCCGGAGGCGGGAGGCCACUAGUGCAGGGCUUCCACCGGGCUGCUGGCUCCCCGCUCCAACCUCUCCUGCACCAGACACGAGGAGACCUCCACCAAAACCCCUCCUGCUGCUGCUGACCCACAGAGCAGCAGCAUGAGCAUCCCUGGAUGAGCACAGCCAAGCAAACCUAUGGGGAUCGUGGCCUUGCGACCCUGGGGAUGAGCAGGGUUUGGCGGGUUCACAUGAGAGAUUCAGUGGGUGCUCAAGGUGGCCAUUGCUGCUGGCUCGAGGCAGAUUUCACCCCUGGAAAGAAGCUUUGGCUUUCAAAAUGUGCAACGUUUUAUCUUCAACCAGAAGAGCAAGCUGUGUGGAGGAACUGAAGCUGGGUGAGCAACAGGAGCACAGUUUGCCUUUUAGCUGCACAGAAAUGUUUACCCUGUUAGAUGCAGAGCUGGUACAAUUACCCUGCAAAUAAACAGAGCCUCUCUC